GUUCACGCCUUUCACCUACCAUUCGGUGUGGUCGGUAUAACACUUCAAGAUGUUGAAGUGUUAUUUGGAUUAAAGGUGGAUGGUCUAGCUGUUACGGUAGGACAGCAACGGACUAAACAACAAUGGCAGUUUAUGUGCGACCAAUUGUUGCGUUUCUCUCCUAACACUACAGAUUUUCGAGGCCAAAAAAAUAAGUAUGACGCUGCUUCCGGACAUUCCCCGGUUGACAGAUGCGAGCACAGAUGAUGAUGUCGCGUUUGCAACGCGCGCGUAUUUAAUACGCGUGCUAGGGGGGUUUCUUUUUCCAGACACGUCAAAGAGCUUGUUAAAUCUUAACUUGCUGCCGUAUCUGGAAGAUUUUGAGGACUGUGGUCAGUACAGCUGGGGAUCAGCUGUUUUGGCCUUUCUGUAUAGAGCUCUGUGCAAUGCUUCUGAGCACGCCAAAUCUCAUGUGUGCGGGUGUCUACUCCUUUUGCAAAUUUGGGCGUGGGAGAGGCUGCCAAUGGUACGACCUGAGGGCUUUUUACCCGCACAUGACGGACAAGACUUGCCACUUGCAUCACGGUGGGGAGGACCACAUGAUUGGGCAACUGUACCGAACCACGUGGUUCGUGCAUAUCGCGACCAAUUAGAUCGCGUCCAAACUGAUAGUUUUGUCUUCCAACCCUACCGUCUUCUUUUGCACCGCUUGCCCGAUUAUUGCAGAGCUGGGGAGGAUAUAUGGACUGCAGAAGUUCCGUUGAUUUUCGGUUAUGUAGUUGAAGAGUAUUUCCCCUCACGCUUUUGCAGGCAGUUUGGUGCUCAACAACCAAUGCAGCUAACAGACGACGACGAAGAUUUUAUAUCUUAUAUGCACCCCCCGCAUCAAUGGCUGCAAAUUUUUUUCUAG
Ipomoea nil (Japanese morning glory) is the source of this 889-nucleotide messenger RNA. Its product is annotated as serine/threonine-protein phosphatase 7 long form homolog. Lineage: Eukaryota; Viridiplantae; Streptophyta; Magnoliopsida; Solanales; Convolvulaceae. Gene Ontology annotation, biological process: meristem development; meristem maintenance. The record is from RefSeq and is a predicted model, not a curated record. Bases 197 to 889 code for a protein of 230 amino acids. The transcript has 4 exons.